AGCUGCGCGCCAUUUGCACCGUUAUUACCGCGCAUGUGUUGGCAGCACUGGGCCGUUUCCUCCAAGCCGCCGUCCGACGCCAUUACCACGCCAUCGGACAAGCUGUCACUAGUGCGUCUUUAUCAAAAAUAUAUUUUGAAGUGUAGAAAACACUGGAAGUUUUGUGUUGAUAAUUUCAAAAAACAUAUAAAUCUCAAAAUGUCUGACGAGAAAAAGGGGGAGAGCGAACACAUCAACUUGAAAGUCUUAGGUCAAGAUAAUGCCAUUGUCCAAUUCAAAAUAAAGAAACACACACCUCUCAGGAAACUGAUGAAUGCCUAUUGUGACAGAGCUGGUCUAUCAAUGCAAGUUGUUCGAUUCAGAUUUGAUGGUCAACCUAUCAAUGAAAAUGAUACACCAACAUCAUUGGAAAUGGAAGAAGGAGAUACAAUAGAAGUUUAUCAGCAACAGACGGGAGGGGUGUCUUUAGUGUAAAUUUAAGUAAUAAGGAACUGUCCAUGUCCCAUGCAUGGGUGAUGAUGUUCAUGCUCUGUCUAACAUUAAGUUAAUUUUAAUGCUGCACAUUCUUGUAAAACUUUUGAGUUGCACAGCUCAGCCCAGCUAUGUGUAGUGCGCCUCAAAAGUUUUGUUAGGUAUUUUGGAAGGCGAACCAAAUGACUAGGUAACUUCAACUGGUAAUUCCAUUGUGAUAAUUUUUGCUGACUACAUUCAGAAGCCAUGAAGCCAGUGUUUUUAAUUGGAGCGUCCCAAAUAUUUAUUGGACUAGCGUCUAAAUAAAUUUAAUGUACCAACUAUGUCUUUAAUAAAGUAAAUGUAAUACUU
Messenger RNA from Manduca sexta (tobacco hornworm), 822 nucleotides. RefSeq names its product small ubiquitin-related modifier 3 (gene Sumo). The record is from RefSeq and is a predicted model, not a curated record. NCBI's taxonomy places the organism in Eukaryota, Metazoa, Arthropoda, Insecta, Lepidoptera, Sphingidae. The transcript has 3 exons. The coding region runs from base 34 to 474 and encodes 146 amino acids. Gene Ontology annotation, biological process: protein sumoylation. Gene Ontology annotation, molecular function: protein tag activity; ubiquitin-like protein ligase binding. Gene Ontology annotation, cellular component: nucleus.